Ilex paraguariensis (yerba mate) is the source of this 3942-nucleotide messenger RNA. The record is from the annotation of a GenBank genome assembly. Lineage: Eukaryota; Viridiplantae; Streptophyta; Magnoliopsida; Aquifoliales; Aquifoliaceae.
AUGGGCAAGAAAGAAGGGUGUUUUAGUUGGGAAAGUAGGCUGAAUGAAGUUGUUAAUUGCUGUUUCAGGUUAGGGUCUCAAUUAAUUUCUUAUGAGAUCUUCUUUUAUAGCGGCAGUUGUCGGUUCAAUACUGGUGUGGUUUCUGAAGCAAUUGGCUUGUUGGAAGAGGCAAUGCUUGUGAAAGGGAGGAAAAUUUACUAUUGUGAGAAAGGGUCCAGAGAUGAUUGGAUGAAUUUGGAGAUCACAAGGCUAAACAUAACCUAUUAUAUUAGGUGGAUCUGGAUUAUUGUGUCUAAAAUAUCUGGAUCAGGCUGGAAAAAGAGCUUUAAGGUAUGUACUUGGCGUGAUAUUUGCUACAAAGAUGUGCUGGUGAAACAGAUGUUUCCAGAUAUUUUUGAUCGCUGUUGGCUGGGAGUGCUGGUGAAAAUGGUUGUUAUGGGAUGGUUUGGCAGAAGUAUCACAUUUCGAAUUAAGAGUCUGAGAGUGCCUAUGAUAGUAGCAGCACCACAGGUUUGCAUCCUGUUGCCUACAGAAAUGCAAAGUGAACCUCUGAAAAUAUUCCUGUACUACUCUUCGCCUUCGUCUAAAAGGCGAAAGCUUGUCCACAUGGAUGUGUGCAUCCAUCCUUAUCCUCAAAAUGUUAACUUGAAGCGCAGGCAGAGGCUCAAGCCUAUCCAUAAGAUUGUGGAAAAGCUUCUUAUUGCAGCUGUGGCUGAUGCUGAUGUUACUGUUCGACAUUCUAUUUUUUCCUCCCUGCACGGAAAUGCAGAAUUUGAUGAUUUUCUAGCACAAGCUGAUAGUUUGACUGCUAUAUUUUCUGCUUUAAAUGAUGAGUUUACCCUGCUUGUAGGGGUGGAAACGAUGCGUGCCAAGUCAAUAAGUGGUUGCUUAGGUUUGGCUCACUACAUUUAUUGUUAUGCUCGUAGCCAUGCCCGGGAUAGUGUGUAUGGCUUUAAUCAUGAGAAGUUAGAGGUAAAUGACAGAAUCAGGAUCAAGCUCUCCUUGAAGGAAUUGGAUUACUACUUGGCAAUUCAGGCAAUUUUGAGGCUUAUAUGGUGCGGAAUCCUGUCGCAACCUUCUUGUGAGGAUCUUGAAAUAAAUGUCAUCUGGUCUUUGCUCAGAAAUAUUUCAAAGUUUAUGGAUUUUGAAGUUCGGGAGUAUGCAAUAUCAUUGGCUGGGAGAUUAUCAGAAAAGAAUCCAGCUUAUGUCCUUCCAGCCCUUCGUCGCCAUCUUAUUCAGUUGUUAACGUAUCUAGAACACAGUCCAGAUAGCAAAUGUAGAGAAGAAAGUGCCAAAUUGUUGGGCUGCUUAAUUCGCAAUUGCGAACGUCUAAUACAUCCUUAUAUUGCUCCAAUCCACAAGGCACUUGUGGCAAAACUUUGUGAGGGAACUGGGGUGAAUGCUAACAAUGGCAUUAUUAGUGGAGUUCUUGUCACUGUUGGAGAUCUUGCUAGAGUGGGUGGUUUUGCUAUGAGACAAUAUAUUUCACAACUUAUGCCACUAAUUGUUGAAGCUUUAUUGGAUGGAGCUGCUGCCACGAAACGCGAAGUGGCUGUUGCAACUCUUGGUCAGGUUGUCCAAAGCACAGGUUAUGUCAUCACUCCAUAUAAUGAGUAUCCACCACUGCUUGGCUUGCUCUUGAAAUUGUUGAAUGGUGAGCUAGCAUGGUCUACCAGGCGUGAAGUUAUGAAGGUUCUUGGUAUAAUGGGUGCUUUAGAUCCCCACAUGCAUAAGCGCAACCAGCUAAGCUUGCCAGGGUCAUACGGCGAGGUUACCCAUGCAGCCAGUGAUGCAGGUCAACACAUCCGGUCCAUGGAUGAAGUUCCUAUGGAACUGUGGCCAUCUUUUGCAACUUCGGAAGAUUAUUAUUCCACGGUUGCUAUCAGCUCACUCAUGCGGAUUCUUAGGGAUCCUUCUUUGUCUAGUUACCACCAAAAAGUUGUUGGAUCUCUCAUGUUCAUAUUCAAGUCAAUGGGUCUUGGCUGCGUUCCAUACUUGCCAAAGGUUUUGCCUGAUCUCUUUCACACUGUUCGUACAUGUGAAGAUGGUCUAAAGGAAUUCAUAACAUGGAAGCUUGGGACUCUGGUUUCAAUUGUGCGUCAGCACAUUCGUAAAUAUCUGCCAGCAUUGCUCUCUUUAAUAUCUGAAUUAUGGUCAUCCUUCAGUUUUCCAGCAGCUAACCGUCCUGUGCAUGGAUCUCCGAUUCUUCAUCUAGUGGAACAACUUUGCUUGGCACUCAAUGAUGAAUUUAGAACAUAUCUUCCUGAUAUCCUACCAUGCUGUAUUCAAGUCCUGACUGAUGCUGAACGGUUUAAUGACUACACUUAUGUCCUUGAUAUUCUGCACACCCUUGAAGUGUUUGGUGGUACGUUGGACGAACACAUGCAUCUACUUCUUCCUGCACUCAUUCGAUUGUUUAAAGUGGAUGCUUCAGUAGAUAUAAGAUGUGCUGCUAUCAAGACACUGACUAGAUUAAUCCCUCGUGUGCAGGUUACUGGUCACAUAUCAGCUCUCGUGCACCAUUUGAAGCUUGUCUUGGAUGGUUUUCCAGCAGCUAACCGUCCUGUGCAUGGAUCUCCGAUUCUUCAUCUAGUGGAACAACUUUGCUUGGCACUCAAUGAUGAAUUUAGAACAUAUCUUCCUGAUAUCCUACCAUGCUGUAUUCAAGUCCUGACUGAUGCUGAACGGUUUAAUGACUACACUUAUGUCCUUGAUAUUCUGCACACCCUUGAAGUGUUUGGUGGUACGUUGGACGAACACAUGCAUCUACUUCUUCCUGCACUCAUUCGAUUGUUUAAAGUGGAUGCUUCAGUAGAUAUAAGAUGUGCUGCUAUCAAGACACUGACUAGAUUAAUCCCUCGUGUGCAGGUUACUGGUCACAUAUCAGCUCUCGUGCACCAUUUGAAGCUUGUCUUGGAUGGUAAAAACGAUGAGCUUCGGAAGGAUGCUGUUGAUGCACUUUGCUGUCUUGCUCAUGCCCUUGGGGAGGACUUCACGAUUUUCAUCCCUUCAAUUCGCAAGCUUUUGCUGAAGUAUCACUUGCAGCACAAGGAAUUUGAAGAAAUUGAAGGGCGCUCCCAAAGACAUGAACCACUAAUCCUGGCUAGCACAACUGCCCAAAGAUUAAGUCGACAGCUUCAUGUUGAGGUAAUCAGUGAUCCUCUAAGUGAUGUGGAGAAUGACGAUGGGAUUGAUGUUCACAGGCAGUUUAGAAAUCAUCAGUUCUCAGGAGUGUACAUGGUUUCUUCAAAUGGACAUGGUUUCUUCAAAUGUAACACUUCUGGCAACACACCUGCCUAUGUGUUUUUCACCUGUGAUCUAGAACUUCAAGGGUUUCGGGAGGCACAACAACAGGGUGACUCUUCGAAUUGUGCGAUCCGUGCUAUUGUGUUGCCUGAGGAUAAAAAUCAUGCUGCAUUAGUAUGCCAGAGCCUGGAUUAUGUCGGGGUUGUCUUUGCAAGGAAGGUUAAUGAUGCUAAAUUACGUGCUUCUUGCGAGGCCUCUCAGCGCAGUACAAAAGAAGAUUGGGCAGAAUGGAUGCGGCAUUGUAGCAUUGAACUCUUAAAGGAAUCACCUUCUCCAGCUUUACGGACCUGUGCUAGGCUUGCACAGUUGCAGCCUUUUGUUGGACGGGAGUUGUUUGCCGCUGGUUUUGUUAGCUGUUGGUCGAAACUGAGUGAGGCGAGCCAAAGGCAUGUAGUUCGGAGUUUAGAGAUGGCAUUUUCUGCUCCAAACAUUACUCCUGAGAUUCUUGCGACGCUUCUUAACCUGUCCAUGAUAUUCACAUUUGGAGGAAAUUAUCCUCCAUUCAAGGAGCAAAGGGAAGUCACUUUGGGUCCAAAGUCCUGUUUGUGUUACGAAGUAUAUCAUAUUGAGUCGAGGACUUCUAUGCUUGAUGGAGGUCUUGUAUUUUUUGAGGAUGGUGUUGUUAGUAGAUAUUGA